AUGGACUCGCCCGACACGUCGCUCUACGUGCCGCUGUCGCUCCAGGACACGCUCACCAAGCCUCGCACCUACACCUCGCGCCCCGCAGCCGCCUCUGCCGCCGCCGCCGCGUCGUCCUCCGCGCCAUCAACCUCGUCGUCUCGCCCUCGGCCCUCGCACGCGCACUCGGCCAGCCUGAGCAGGGAGCGGGGCGAACUCGCCAGGAGAGAUGCGCAGGCCAUGAUGCACGCCCUCGGCAUGGGCACGCCGGCUCCUGCGCAGCGCACGCUCGAGGUCGACGAGACGCCCCGUCCGACUCGCUCAAUCAACCUCGCACCCUCCUCCUCCUCCCCCGCUUCGACCCAAAAUGCCGACGUCGCCGCGCUCCGACGACAGCUCGACGACAAGGACCAGGAGCUCGCUGCCGUCCGGCGCGAGAAGCGCGACCUCGCGAGCCGCGUGUCGGCCCUCGAAUGCGAGGCGGCGAAGGCGGCGGCGCUCGACCCUCGGCAGCUCGAGGAGCUCGAGCGUCAGUUCGAGGCGCAAGAGACGCUCCUGGGUGGAUAUCAGCGCGAGGCCGAGAGGGCCGCGGGCGAGCUCGACAAGUUGCGCCGGCAACAGCGUCGCCUAACCGACUACCUCGAGCGCACCUACGGCCCGGCCUGGGCCGACGACCUCGGCCUCUCGGACGCGCCCGGUCGAGGCGUCGCCGCCGCGUCGCCCGCCGUCCGCACCAAGCUCGUCGCGCGCGCAAGCCUCAUGCACACGCCCACGUCGUCGAGCGCGAGCUCGGGCGCAGGCCUCGGGUCGCUCACGCGGUCGGCGACGCUCGGAGCGGUCGCUAUUCCCGAGUCGGCCGAGGACGAGGACGACGACGAGGGCGCACGGGAGGAGGACACCAACGGCGGUACCUCGAGCGUCGACGACGCGAUGAAGCCGUCCUCGCCGCACGUGUCCAGCUCGGCAGCGGCGCCUCUCGCCCCGGGCCCCUCGCCCGCCCUCCUCGCCCAGCACCUCGACACGGUCCAGGCGCUCCUGCGCUCGAUGGAGGCGCGCCUCGUGGCUCGCGACGCCGAGCUCGUCGCGACUGAGCGACGGGCGCGUUCAGAGGCGGCCAAACUCGGCGAGCGAGGCGACGAGCUCGAGCGGCUCGUCGAGGGUCAGAGGGCGAGCGGGGCGGUCUGAGCGGGGUCGGGCUCUCGAUGGUGGAUACCCUGGACCUCUCGUCAUACCUCUCUGUACUCGCUGUGAUACCCCUCCCUGCAAUGCACCUCUCGUCGCG
Rhodotorula graminis WP1 is the source of this 1261-nucleotide messenger RNA. RefSeq lists its product as uncharacterized. The coding region runs from base 1 to 1164 and encodes 387 amino acids. The transcript has 2 exons. Lineage: Eukaryota; Fungi; Basidiomycota; Microbotryomycetes; Sporidiobolales; Sporidiobolaceae. The record is from RefSeq and is a predicted model, not a curated record.